CAGCUCAACAAACUUAUUACAUAUAUGGACAAAGAACUCUUUUAUCAUAUGAGCGUUACACUCUCUUAACUUUUCUUUGUCUCUAUUCCAAUCCACUUCUCUCUCUCUAUAUACGAGUACUAACAUCUUCAAUCAUAUACAUAUUACCACUCUCAUCAAGAUUUGUUCACAUACUGUCACUUCUUGAGCUCUCUUUCUCCAUAUAAUGAAGGGACGUAUGUUCUGUGCUUCGCAAGCAUCGACAGCCAUAUGUUCAAGCAUGGACCACGUUGAUCACAAACAAACCACCACCUCCGACGAUGAACGAACCAGCGGCCGAGCUAUAGACCGCCACAAUCCUAUCAUUAAAGAUCCCCGGAGAUCAUUCGCCGACGACUUCAUCAAACUGCCUCCUUCCGGCGCCGAAAACGGAGAGAUCAGUAACAAAAAGCUAGAGAUCUAUAAAGGCAGGAGGAGCUUCACUGGACGGAGAAGCACCGGCGGUGGCGGUGGAGGCGGAGCAGCUGCGUUGUUGAAGCUCAUCACUAGUGAUAUCAGCCUAGCGAGGAAGAGUUUCAGCUGUGUUGCGAGACCCGCAUGUGACUUUAUAAACACCCCUGUGGGUUCUACGAGGUUUCUUUUGGGAUCCGACCCGGAUUCUAUUUCCGGGGGGUCUGCGGGUCAGGAUCCGGUUAAGAAGGUUGAAGCUGUAGUAGCUCCUGCUGGCGAAGACAAAACUUUAACGGAGGAGAAGAAGACUACUUGUGAUACUGGUGGUUCAGACCAGGUCGUUGUUCUCAAAGUGUCUCUCCACUGCAGAGGCUGCGAAGGCAAAGUAAGGAAACACUUGGCCAGAAUGCAAGGUGUAACAUCCUUCAACAUUGAUUUUGCUGCAAAGAAAGUGACUGUGACCGGAGAUAUCACUCCCUUGGAAAUAUUGGAUAGCAUCUCAAAGGUUAAAAAUGCCCAAUUUUGGACAACUCCUACAAUCCCAAAGCCAAACGUGAACAUUCAAAAUCCCUAAUUUACUUUUACUCUUUUUUUUUUAAAUGCGACAAUUUACUUCUACUGAGCAUGUUUGUAAAAUAAAUGGUAAAGUUUCAAAACCUUACUGCCAUAAGAGCCCCCUUGGUAGGUUUCAUUUUGAUACUUUAUCCGAUCCAAUCACCUCGUCCUAAGAUUCUUAAACUUGUCAUUGUUACAUGCAUGUUUGCAUUUUCCACAAAUGCUUUAGACUUAAUAUAACUUGUAGAAUAGUAUGUAACUUUCUAAAGCAAACAGACUUUUGGUUUAAUAUUAAAUCUGA
Camelina sativa (false flax) is the source of this 1285-nucleotide messenger RNA. RefSeq names its product protein SODIUM POTASSIUM ROOT DEFECTIVE 2-like. Gene Ontology annotation, molecular function: metal ion binding. The record is from RefSeq and is a predicted model, not a curated record. Lineage: Eukaryota; Viridiplantae; Streptophyta; Magnoliopsida; Brassicales; Brassicaceae.